Messenger RNA from Megalobrama amblycephala (Wuchang bream), 5855 nucleotides. It is a transcript of the gene kif1ab, whose product is annotated as kinesin family member 1Ab. NCBI's taxonomy places the organism in Eukaryota, Metazoa, Chordata, Actinopteri, Cypriniformes, Xenocyprididae. Gene Ontology annotation, cellular component: axon; dendrite; microtubule. Gene Ontology annotation, biological process: microtubule-based movement; cytoskeleton-dependent intracellular transport; vesicle-mediated transport. The record is from RefSeq and is a predicted model, not a curated record. Gene Ontology annotation, molecular function: microtubule binding; ATP binding; plus-end-directed microtubule motor activity.
CACGGCUGAUCAGCAUCCUUGGCUCCACCAUAAGAGCCAUUUUGUGUUAGUCUGAAGAAACGCUCUCUCUCUCAACACAUCCCCACAUCCAUUAACCCCUCCCUCUGCUUGGCCCUUCUUGAUGCACCACUGCGUACCAGGCCCUGCAAAACCAGACUCCCUCAGUCUGAUGGUCUUGCCAGGGGGGGCUCCACCUGCAUUGAUGUUGCUGAACUAGGGAGAGGCUGAAAGCCUAUAGGAAAAAAUAAAACAACUGGGUGAGGAAGAAGACGGCGGAUGGAAGCAGACUCGAUGGAAUAACCCACCGCUGUCCGCAAUCUCAACAGGAUAUUGCCAUCAGGAAUCAGUGGCAGGUGGCCUCUGAUUCCUGGCUGGGCUUCUUCGCAUCAGAUCCUGUGCAGUAGCAAAGCCCCAGCACUCAGACACCAUGGCAGGUGCCUCGGUGAAAGUAGCUGUGAGGGUCCGUCCCUUCAAUUCACGAGAGAUUGGAAAAGAUAGCAAGUGUAUUAUCCAGAUGUCAGGCAACACAACCACAAUUAUAAAUCCAAAACAGCCAAAAGAGAACAAGAGCUUCAACUUUGACUAUUCCUAUUGGUCACAUACAACGCCAGAAGAUGUGAAUUAUGCAUGCCAAAAGCUGGUUUAUAAAGACAUAGGGGAAGAAAUGCUUCUGCAUGCCUUUGAGGGAUAUAACGUCUGUAUCUUUGCCUAUGGGCAAACUGGGGCUGGAAAGUCAUAUACCAUGAUGGGCAAGCAAGAGAAGGACCAAGAAGGCAUCAUCCCACUGCUAUGUGAGGACCUGUUUACCAAGAUCAGUGACAAUAAUGACAACAACAUGUCAUACUCGGUUGAGGUAAGUUACAUGGAGAUCUACUGUGAGCGUGUGCGGGACCUUCUGAACCCAAAGAACAAAGGGAAUCUGCGUGUGCGAGAGCAUCCUCUGAUGGGGCCAUAUGUAGAGGACCUAUCAAAACUGGCUGUUACUUCCUACAAUGACAUUCAGGACCUGAUGGACUCUGGAAACAAAGCCAGGACUGUGGCGGCCACCAACAUGAAUGAGACCAGCAGCCGCUCCCAUGCUGUAUUCAACAUCAUCUUCACACAGAAACGACAUGAUGGUGAGACAGAGAACACAUCUGAAAAGGUCAGCAAAAUCAGCUUGGUAGACUUGGCAGGGAGUGAGCGUGCUGAUUCUACUGGAGCUAAAGGCACUAGACUCAAGGAAGGAGCCAAUAUCAACAAAUCUUUAACAACACUGGGCAAAGUUAUCUCUGCGUUGGCCGAGAUGGACUCUGCACCAAACAAGAACAAAAAGAAGAAGAAAGUUGAGAGCUUUAUUCCAUACAGAGAUUCAGUUCUGACAUGGCUGCUGAGGGAAAACCUCGGAGGUAACUCACGCACUGCCAUGGUAGCAGCUCUAAGCCCUGCUGAUAUUAACUAUGAUGAGACUCUCAGCACACUCAGGUAUGCUGACCGAGCCAAGCAGAUCCGUUGCAACGCCGUCAUCAAUGAAGACCCCAACAACCGCCUGGUGCGUGAGUUGAAGGACGAGGUGGCUCGUCUGAAGGAUCUGCUCUAUGCUCAGGGUCUUGGAGACAUCAUUGAGACAUAUCGGGCACAAGCUCCUGGGAUAUCUGCUCUCAAAUACUUGUCCAGUUACAAGACUAAUAUCAAUAGCAUCCAGGCUAUCAAUCAAAGGGGUGAUUUCUCCACAGUGACCAAUGCCAUGACAGGGAUGAGCCCCUCCCCCUCACUCUCUGCCCUGUCCAGCCGAGCUGGCUCCAUCAGCAGCCUGCAUGACCGGAUCAUGUUCAGCCCGGGAAGCGAGGAAGCCAUUGAGAGGCUGAAGGAAACUGAGAAGAUAAUCGCAGAACUUAAUGAAACUUGGGAAGAGAAGCUUCGCCGCACUGAGGCCAUUCGAAUGGAAAGGGAGGCACUUUUAGCUGAAAUGGGUGUAGCGAUGAGGGAAGAUGGAGGAACCGUUGGAGUCUUUUCACCAAAGAAGACUCCACACCUGGUCAACCUCAAUGAAGAUCCACUGAUGUCUGAGUGCUUACUGUACUACAUUAAAGAUGGAAUCACCAAGGUCGGCCGUGAGGAUGCCAGCAGUCGACAGGACAUUGUCCUGAGCGGCCAUUUCAUUAAAGAUGAACACUGUAUAUUUACAAGUAGUACAAAUGCCUCAGGAGAGGGUACGGUUGUCCUGGAGCCCUGUGAAGGAGCAGAGACUUACGUUAACGGCAAGAGAGUGACAGAGCCCACUGUUCUCAGAUCAGGUAACCGUAUCAUUAUGGGCAAGAGCCACGUGUUCCGUUUCAAUGACCCAGAGCAAGCACGGCAAGAGAGGGAGAGGACCCCGUGUGCAGACACACCUGUGGAGCCGGUGGACUGGGCCUUUGCCCAGAGAGAGCUAUUGGAGAAACAAGGCAUUGACAUGAAACAAGAGAUGGAGCAAAGGUUACAGGAGCUGGAGGACCAGUACCGCAAGGAGAGAGAAGAAGCAAGCAACCUUCUGGAACAGCAGAGACUGGACUAUGAGAGUAAGCUGGAAGCUCUUCAGAGACAGGUCAACUCCAGAUAUUACCCAGAAACUACAGAGGAAGAGGAGGAACCAGAAGAGGAAGUGCCGUGGACAAAGCGGGAGACGGAACUGGCCCUCUGGGCUUUCCGGAAAUGGCGAUUCUAUCAGUUCACCUCUCUCAGAGACCUUCUCUGGGGAAAUGCAAUUUUCCUCAAGGAGGCUAAUGCCAUUAGUGUGGAGCUGAAGAAAAAGGUUCAGUUUCAGUUUGUGCUGUUAACGGACACACUGUACUCCCCACUGCCCCCUGACCUCCUGCCCCCCAGCAUAGCCAAAGACAGGGAGAAAAGGCUAUUCCCUCGCACCAUUGUAGCAGUAGAGGUUCAGGACCAGAAAAAUGGUGCCACACACUACUGGACCCUGGACAAACUCAGACAAAGACUGGAUUUGAUGAGAGAAAUGUACGACCGAGCAGCAGAGGUGCCCAGUACGGCAGUCGAGGACUGUGAUCAUAUGAUGUCCGGUGGACCCUUCUAUGACCGCUUUCCAUGGUUCCGCUUGGUUGGUCGCACUCCCAUUCUCAACACGUGCAUGACCGAGCGCAUGAGUGGCCUUACCCUUUCCCCCACCCUCUCCGACCCCGACUCUGACUCUGACAUAACCGAGCUUGCCGAUGAGCGGCAUUAUGGGAAAGUCGAGGUGGAGGAUGAGGAGUUGGAGGACCUGGACGAUGAGAUCUUUUUGGAGGACCCUGGCUCAGAGCUUGGGAGAGAGGAGGAGGAUGGUGUGGGGGAGCACUGCCCAGGUGUCAGCGAUGGCCAGGACCCCUUUUACGACCGCUGGCCUCUGUUCAGUUUAGUGGGAAGGGCGUUUGUGUAUCUGAGUAAUCUGCUGUACCCUGUGCCAUUAGUGCACCGUGUGGCCAUUGUAAGUGAGAAAGGCGAGGUCAAAGGUUUCCUCCGAGUAGCAGUACAAGCCAUAUCAGCUGAUGAAGAAGCUCCUGAUUAUGGCUCCGGUGUGAGACAAUCAGGAACUGCUAAGAUUUCAUUUGAGGAUCAACAAUUUGAGAAGUUCCAGACAGAAACAUGCACCGCUGGGAUGUCUCACUCAAACACAUCUCAAGAGGAGCUGCGCAUCGUAGAAGGAGAAGGACAAAACUCAGAGAUGGGGCUCAGUGCUGAUGAGGUCAACAAUAACACCUCCUCUCCUGAUGUUCCUAACAGUCCUCUCAAGGGUCUGGAAUGUCCUCUUGAUGUGACUCAGGAAAAAUCCUUCCAGCACUUAAAAAUCGGCAGUAACUUCACCUUCAGGGUCACAGUGCUUCAGGCAUCCAGCAUCUCUGCUGAGUAUGCAGAUAUCUUCUGCCAAUUCAACUUUAUUCACAGGCAUGACGAGGCAUUUUCCACUGAGCCAUUAAAGAAUACCGGCCGAGGGCCUCCUCUGGGAUUCUACCAUGUACAGAAUAUAACCGUAGAGGUCACCAAGUCUUUUGUGGAAUACAUCAAGAGUCAGCCAAUCGUUUUUGAGGUAUUUGGCCAUUACCAAAAACAGCCCUUCCCUCCUCUCUGUAAGGACUUGAUUAGUUCAUUACGUCCAACAAGAAGGCAGUUCCCUAGGGUUAUGCCUUUGUCAAAGCCAGUGCCUGCCACAAAACUGAGCACGCUCGCACGCUCCACCGCUGGCCCCUGUCACUGCAAAUAUGACCUUAUGGCAUUUUUUGAGAUCUGUGAGCUGGAGGCCAACGGGGACUACAUCCCAGCUGUAGUUGAUCACAGGGGUGGAAUGCCCUGCCAUGGUACAUUCCUGUUGCACCAGGGCAUCCAAAGGAGAAUUACAGUCACUAUAGCCCAUGAAACCGGCAAUGACAUUGAGUGGAAGGAGGUUAAAGAGCUCGUCAUAGGGCGCAUCCGUAACACACCCGAGGCAGAUGAGACUAUCAUCGACCCCAACAUCCUGUCCCUCAACAUCCUGUCUUCAGGCUACAUACGACCAUCUUAUGAUGACAGGACGUUUUACCGCUUUGAGGCAGCAUGGGAUAGCUCCAUGCACAACUCCCUUCUGCUGAACCGUGUCACUCCAUAUGGAGAGAAAAUUUACAUCACCCUCUCCGCCUAUCUUGAGAUGGAGAACUGCACUCAGCCCACUGUCAUCACUAAGGACUUUUGCAUGGUGUUCUACUCCAGAGACGCUAAACUUCCUGCGUCUCGCUCCAUUCGAAACCUUUUCAGCACUGGUGCCUUUAGGCCCUCUGAGAGUAACCGUGUGACUGGAGUGUACGAAUUAAGCCUCUGCCAUUUGGCUGACAUUGGAAGUCCUGGUAUGCAAAGGAGGCGCAGACGGGUGCUGGACACCUCAGUGGCGUAUGUACGUGGAGAGGAGAACCUUGCGGGUUGGAGGCCCCGCAGUGACAGCCUCAUCCUGGACCACCAGUGGGAGCUAGAGAAACUUAGCCUCCUACAAGAGGUGGAGAAGACCAGGCAUUACCUUCUGCUGAGAGAGAAGCUAGAAGCAUCUCUGCUGCUGGGACAGGACUCUUUCUGUGGCAAAGACCUGAUGGACUCACCUAAGGCCUCCAGCCCCAUGAUCAGCCCAGUAGUCAGUCUGGGUCUGGACAGUCCCAACGAGAGGCAGAGGGAGCUGGCUGCCAAGUGUGUGCGACUGCUCAUGCACACCUUCAACAGGCAGUACAGCCAGGUGAGCAGCAGUCUCAGUGAGAGCAAGCUGUCAGAGAUGUCCGCAUCCCUUUUAAGAGAUGGUUCUUCUUCACCUCUAAGCACUUUGACACCCUCCUCCACCUGCCCGUCACUGGUGGAUAGUCACUAUGGCAAUCCAGACCUCAGAGGAGCUGAGGCUAACUCAGGUGCCUCUAGCCCUGAUCUCGACCCAUUCAGCCCCAUAGAGAGAAAACCCAGGAGCUGCACCUUCAUCCCGAACAUCCAGGAGAUUCGUGUCAGCCCCAUUGUGUCAAAGAAAGGCUAUCUACACUUUCUUGAGCCACACACCAGUGGCUGGGUGAAGCGGUACAUUGUGGUACGGCGGCCUUAUGUCUACCUGUACCGCAGUGAGAGAGACUGUGUGGAGAGAGCCGUCAUCAACCUGUCCUCUGCUCAGGUGGAGUACAGCGAAGAUCAGCAGACUAUGCUGAGGGCUCCUAACACUUUUGCAGUGUGCACUGAGCACCGGAACAUUCUCCUCCAAGCAGGCAAUGACAAAGAGAUGCAUGACUGGUUGUACGCAUUCAACCCACUGCUGGCAGGAACUAUCAGGUCUAAGCUUUCCAGAAGAAAAUCAGGACCGAUGAGGAUGUGAAACCGUUUUUUUCCUCUGGCUCAAACCA